CUCCACAGAAGAAGGAGAGAAGUGGAGCUUAGCUCUGCUAAACAGUUGUAGAAUAAAAACAUUUUUAAACUCUAAAUUUUACUUUUAAUAGUUAACAAAUCACGCAUUUAUUCCAGAUUGACCUUCGGGACGGGUUAAACCUUCGUGCUGCAGGAUGGAGUCGCCGACAGUGGGUGAGUUGCUGAACACUCUGCGUGAGAUGGGCUUUAGUCAAGAGCAGAUUCAGGAUGCUAUACAGGCUGGCUGUUUCACCGUUACAGAGGCAACAGAAUGGCUGCUGCAGGGCAGGGGUCCCCGCCACAGAUUAACGAAGCAGGCUGAGUCACCCACAAAUGCCUUCUCAGCGUUUAACCCACCAAAAAACACCAUUGAGAGACCCUCACAGUCACAGCAAAUAGGUCCUAAUCUGGUCUUGAAUCACCCUUCUCUGAGUCCUGCAGCAGAAACAGAACUGCAGCCAUUACAGUCAAGAAUGAAGCAAGACCAGAGCAGCUUCCAGCUACAGCAGAGACACAAAGAAGCUCAGGAGGCUCAGCAUGAGAAGAGGCAGAAAAAACAGGAGCGUGAGUUGAUCCUGAAGCGGAUCGCAGAGGACCGGCGCUUGCAGCAGGAGAAGGCUCAGGCUUCUCCGACCAGUAGCCAUGGGAACACAGAAGUGGGGCAUCGCCAGAGCAGCGUAGAUGAUCAGUGCAUCCUUAUGAUUCGUCUCCCCUCUGGUGAAUCAAUGCGUGAAUGCUUUCCAGCUGAUGCUCCGCUCCGCAGUGUUGUUGAACACGUUGCCACUCGUCACCCAUCUCUUCCUGCGUUUUCUCUGCUGCAAGGUUUUCCCCGAAAGCGUUUCUCGGAGGGGGAGCUGGCAUCCUCGCUGCGGUCUCUGGGUUUAACUCCUAAUGCAGCACUGUGUAUUCAAACAGUGCCCCCUGUCAGCGUGCCACAGGAUUCUGAGAACCUUCCUGAUCCACGGCAGGACGAACCUCCGCGCCUGCAGGAGGAAGCAGAGUUACAGCAGCCUGUAUUACCGCGCCCAUUUCCACCCCAACUUUGGGAAGAAGCAGUAGGGCAUGCUGGGUUCGGACCUUCAGGACCUUCUCACUACUGGGGGCGUGGUCAGCGGCUGGUUCCUGGUGAGGCUGAUGAUGAACACUCAGAUGGCGAGGAGCAGCCUGAAGAACCAGCAGUGCCUUUUCUUAACGGUGUUCCUGGGCUGCCGUUUGGAGCUGGAGUCGUUCUGGAGCCGCAGCAUCUCUGGCCUGAACAGGGAAACAGACUGAGAGAGCCUGGUCCUGCUGGCCCUGCUGAUCCGGGUGCAGAGCGAAUGUUGCCAGGUGAUGCAGCAGUUCAGCGGCUACAGAGAGCAGCUCAGCAUGAAGAACCGUCACCACCAAAAAAACCCUUCAGACCCCCCAGUGUCCCCUCUCUGUGUUCUCUCGCCACUAGAGCCAGUGUCUCACUCAUCACAGCUCCCUGUAUGCAGUACAGUAGCAGUCUGGCUGGUUUGACCCCAGGGUCGGCAGAGCUCCUGUUGGGUCACAUGACCUCUGGACGCCUCCUGAGGCCACGGACACUUGAGCUGUUUUUUGGCUGCCCACUACGGAGCUUCAUCCUGAACAGCUACCCGUACACCACCAACGAGUUACUACGGCAACUCAGAGCCUUCACUGCACUGAAGCACCUCAGCCUGGUCAACUCUCCACUCAUUACCGAUGCUGGACUCUCUGUUUUGUCCGGACUGUUGAAACUGCAGCACUUGAACCUUUCGUGCUGCAGUAAACUGACCGACUCCUGUCUGCAGCACAUCACCAAGUUGCAGUGUCUGACUUUUCUGGCCCUGGAUAAGACCAAAGUAAGUGAUGCCGGAUUACUGACCUAUCUAAAGUCUGCUCCCUCUGUGCUCGUCCAUCUCAGUCUGAAUGAAACCGGUAUUACCGAGACCACACUGACUGCACUGCCCCAGUGUGUACCGCAACUGCGUCUGCUCAGCAUCGCCCGCACAAAGGUGAGUGACGUAUCCGCAUUGGCUGAACUGCAUUGUUUACAGACUCUUCAUCUGGAUGGUACAAGUGUAAAUGAAGACUCCCUUCAGGCUCUUAAAGCCCAUCUCAGCUUGUCCACACUCAGCCUUGCCUGUGUUCCUGUCGCUAAUGGCAACCAUGUGCUGGAGAUCAUUUCUGGUUUGAGACUGUACCAUCUGACGCUGCCCGGCCGUCACUCGCUGACUGAUGCUGGGCUCCUUUACCUCUCCAGACAGAUUCUACUCUCAGAGGUGGACCUGACCGACUACACACAGAUCACUGACCACGGCAUUACACAGCUCUCCACCAUGAACAGGCUCAAGAAGCUGUCGCUCAGUAACACUCAGGUAAGUGAUGCGGGACUGGUUGCCUUGGUAACUCUGAAGGAGCUGGUGGAGCUGUGUCUGGACCGAACAGCAGUAAGCAGCCGGGGUGUUGCUGCUCUCAUCACACACUUGCCUUAUCUACAGGUGAUCGGUUUGGCCUGUACGCGUGUGGGCGAUACAGUGGUCAGACGUGGUUUAGUUCACUGCUCUCAGCUCCUCAAACUCAACCUCAGCAGGACACGAAUCACUGACCGUGGGUUAAAGUUCCUUUACUCAAUGAGGUUGAACCAGGUGAAUCUGGAUGGUACAGGUGUGACUGUGGACGGUGUGGCCAAUCUGAUCUCUGCCUGUCCUCAACUGACCAGUGUCCGAGCUAGCAACACCCGCAGCAUCCCCCCCGAUCAGCAGUCUGAUGAUGAGGAUCAUCUGCUGCCCUAAGGGGGAAAAAAAUGGUCGCUUUAUAUGGAGGACAUAAAAUGAUAAACAUUAUCUUUUCUUUUUUAUAUACUAUUUUACAGUGAGCACAGUUUGUAUCAUAAACUGGAUUUUAACUGCAGUGCUGGAACUUUUAUAUCUCAGUGAAUACUUUUGCCGUUCCUCAAAUAGCCUCAAAACGGCCUUGUAGAUCCAGACAAUAGAUUGUUUAAAGGAAAAAUAUAGCAGCAACAAAUUUGGACAGUUACAAGCAGCUUUGCUUUAAUUUUGCUCAUGAAAUGUUUACCUGCAAUUUUGGUAAACUCUCCAAAAUUAAGAAGCAUUUAAUAUUGACAUUUAGUAAUAACUCUAAUGGAAUAAAUGUUUUAAAAAUAAUAAAAAUAAAUAAAUAUAUAUAUAUUACUUUUUAAGAUCUUAGAUAGUACAGACUAGGCAGUUGCUAAUAUCGCAAUGUUUGGAAUGCUAGUUUGGAAUGCUAUGCAACGCUACAUAGAUUUUUGUACAAUUCUAAGUCAUCCAUCCAUCCAUCCAUUUUCUAAGCCGCUUCUCCAGUCAGGGUCGCGGGGGGGUGCUGUAAUGUAAGCAAUAAUAUAUUUAAGUCACUAUUAAAAGUAUAUUGAAAGUAUAAAACUGUAAAUUGCUACAGUCCAUUUGAAAAAUCUCAUUGUAAAAAUUACUUAGCGUUUGACAAUACUGUCUAUUCUGUAAAUGAUUUUGCUAUUAAAAUACUUAUGUAUGCAAACAAACAUUAUUACAUUUUUACAUUUUUUUAUUUUAGUUUUCACUAAUUAAGAAAGUCCAGUCACUAGCUCUGACCUUUGGAGUAGAAGCCUAAGGCCUAGCCUUUGUGAUGGUAGUGGCUAGCACAAACUUCUCUUUCUUAUUUAUGGUCAUGGUCAUGUUUUUGGCCCAGCUGUUAAGGAGACUCUAGCUUUCCUUUUGUCCUUAACAGAGUCAUGCAAACUAAAGAAUGUGAAGCCAUUUUGCUUUUGCUGUUUGUUGUCUGGCAGCACAGAGUGGUACAAGACAGAUGGCCUGGGAAAGAUGCCUGGCAGCAAAUCAGCUUUCUUAUGCUGUAGGCAGUCUGGCUACCACCAGAAUAUUUUCUCCCAGCCCUGCAAGGGAAACAUGUUCACGUCUGCUCAGACAUUUUCUUUGCACUUUAUUGCUUGAAUCACUGUGGCUGAACCAGGUUAUUGGUGGUAUUGAACUUGUGACAUUGAACUGUGGACAUUUAAGUGUGGACACUUACCCCAGCUUACUCUCACAUCUAGAGAAGUGAAGCACACAUAAUGAGUAUGACCAACAAGAGAUGCCCUCUCACAGUGUACUUUGAGCUCCAGUAACUGGAGAUUGUGCCUGGAUAUGGUCAAGUUGAUUUUUGCAGCUACUCAGAUGCAUGGGUGGACCUGGACACUUUGUCGGACAUGACCAAGUCCAGGACACUCCAUUAGAUUGGGCUGCUGGGACUUUUGAACUUCUGGAUCAGUCUGCUCUUACGUGAGUUACUUUAAAACCAGCACUUUUUUGCUCACUGUU
This is a messenger RNA of Pygocentrus nattereri (red-bellied piranha), 4312 nucleotides long. RefSeq lists its product as uncharacterized. Gene Ontology annotation, molecular function: protein binding. Lineage: Eukaryota; Metazoa; Chordata; Actinopteri; Characiformes; Serrasalmidae. The record is from RefSeq and is a predicted model, not a curated record. The transcript is spliced from 17 exons. The coding region runs from base 155 to 2776 and encodes 873 amino acids.